Eruca vesicaria subsp. sativa (arugula) is the source of this 2652-nucleotide messenger RNA. The record is from the annotation of a GenBank genome assembly. Lineage: Eukaryota; Viridiplantae; Streptophyta; Magnoliopsida; Brassicales; Brassicaceae.
AUGGCUUCUUCAAGCCUGGGCAGCUCAAUCCCCGCGCCAGAGGCUGUUCAGCUUUUGGUAUCUUCUUUGGCUGAUGAUUCCUCUGUGGUUAGAGAAGCUUCCAUGGCUUCCUUGAGGGAUAUUGCUUCACUGAAUCCGCUUCUGGUUCUAGAUUGUUGCUAUGCUGUGUCACGUGGAGGAAGAAGGCGGUUUGGUAACAUGGCUGGGGUUUUUCAAGUGAUGGCAUUCAGUGUUGGUGCGUUGGAGACAGGGGAGAGUGAUGAAGUUUUCAUGGGAAAGCUUGCUAAGAUUGCUACAGCUGAGAUUAUUUCUUCCAAGGAACUAAAUGCUGAUUGGCAAAGGCAAGCGUCAGGGCUGCUUGUCUCAAUUGGAACACAUUAUCCUGAUCUUAUGAUGGAAGAAAUAUUUCUUCAUCUGUCUGGUCCAGCUUCAGCUUCACCUGCUAUGGUUCAAAUUCUUGCUGACUUUGCCUCAUCUGAUGCUUUGCAGUUCACUCCACGCCUGAAAGAUGUACUUUCAAGGGUGUUGCCUAUUCUUGGGAAUGUUCGAGAUGUACACCGACCAAUAUUUGCAAAUGCAUUUAAGUGCUGGUCUCAGGCAGUGUGGCUAUACAUCACAGAUCUUACCUCAGAUUCUCCUCUUGACAGCGAUGUCAUGUCUUUUCUAAAUUCAGUUUUUGAGCUGCUGUUAAGAGUUUGGACAACCUCCCGAGAUCAUAGGGUGAACGAGUUUUGUGUAGACUUGUGUCGUUCUUCUAAAUGUAGCGAUUAUUCAAUCUUAUCAUGUAAACUUUUUAGGUAUAAGAAAGAUCACGACGAUGCUCUUUUGGCGACAUGUAGUCUUUACAACCUAUUAAAUGCCGCAUUACUUUCUGAGACUGGUCCUCCACUGCUUGAGUUUGAGGACCUUACAUUUGUUCUGUCAACACUUAUUCCUGUGAUCAGUAUGAAUAGUGAAAACAAAAGGCACUCAGGUAGUUCACUGGGACGAAAGGCAUACAAUGAAGUGCAGCGGUGUUUUCUGACUGUUGGCUUGGUUUACCCCGAGGAUUUGUUUACAUUUCUUCUUAAUAAAUGCAAGUUGAAAGAAGACCUUUUGACUUUUGGUGCUCUCUGUGUUUUGAAACAUCUGCUUCCGAGGUUAUGUGAAGCUUGGCACUCAAAACGGCUUCUUUUGAUUGAGGCUGCAAGGUCUUUGUUAGAUGAGCAAAGUUUAGCUGUUCGAAAAGCUCUCUCAGAGUUGAUCGUGGUCAUGGCUUCACAUUGCUAUCUGGUCGGUCCAUCUGGGGAAUUAUUUGUUGAAUACCUUGUACGCCAUUCUGCAAUAAGAGAGAAUGAUAAUCUGAAGGCAAAAGGGGAGGCAAUUAGUCCAACACAGCUAAGAGCAGUUUGUGGAAAAGGUCUUCUGCUCUUGACCGUUACAAUCCCAGAGAUGGAGUACAUUCUUUGGCCUUUCCUACUGAAAAUGAUAAUCCCUAAGGUUUACACUGGCGGUGUUGCAACAGUGUGUAGAUGCAUAUCUGAAUUGUGUCGUCGUAGAUCUUCAACGACCCCCAUGUUGAUUGAGUGUAAAGCUCGUGCUGAUCUUCCAAGCCCCGAGGAGUUGUUUACUCGUUUGGUGGUUCUUUUGCAUAAUCCUCUGGCAAAAGAGCAGUUAGCAACCCAAAUUUUGACGAUUCCAAAAAUGAAGGCGUAUGUCUUUGACACAGAAGACCUGAAGCUUGAUCCAUCUUACCAGGAAAAUUGGGAUGACAUGAUAAUCAAUUUCUUAGCAGAAUCACUUGAUGUCACCCACGAUGCUGACUGGGUUAUAUCUCUUGGAAAUGCUUUUGCAAAACAAUACAAUCUUUAUACUCCGGAUGAUGACCAUGCAGCACUUCUACACCGGUGUAUGGGUAUACUUCUCCAGAAAGUUAAUGAUAGAUCAUAUGUUCGUGACAAGAUUGACUGGAUGUAUGAACAGGCUGACAUUUCUAUACCUGCAAAUAGACUUGGCUUAGCGAAGGCUAUGGGGCUGGUCGCUGCUUCUCACUUGGACACUGUUCUGGAAAAGCUCAAAGUGAUUUUGGAUAAUGUUGGGCAGAGUAUUUUCCAAAGGAUCUUAUCUCUCUUCUCUGAGAGCUAUAAAACAGAAGACAGUGAUGAUAUACAUGCUGCUUUGGCUUUGAUGUAUGGAUAUGCCGCGAAAUAUGCCCCCUCGUCGGUUAUUGAGGCCAGAAUAGAUGCACUUGUCGGCACGAAUAUGCUCUCACGGCUUCUUCAUGUGCGACAGCAAACAGCAAAACAAGCUGUUAUAACUGCUAUUGAUUUGUUAGGUCGUGCUGUCAUAAAUGCUUCAGAAAGUGGUGCUAAAUUUCCAUUGAAAAGAAGAGAUAUGAUGCUUGAUUAUGUAUUGACUUUGAUGGGUCGAGAUGAAAAUGAAGGUUUUGCAGAAUCUAGUCUUGAACUUUUACACACUCAGGCACUUGCUCUAAAUGCCUGCACAACCCUGGUCUCUGUCGAACCGAAGCUGACCAUUGAAACUCGAAAUCGUGUCAUGAAGGCUACGUUGGGAUUCUUUGCUUUGCCUAAUGAUCCAUCAGAUGUCAUAGGUCCCCUUAUAGACAAUCUUGUGUCUCUUUUGUGUGCCAUCCUCCUUACGAGGUAUUUAUGA